CGAACCCCUCGGCUUUGUGUUCCCAUCUCGCCUCGGUCCCUCGGCCAAAUCCCCAAAUCGCAGCCCCCCCGAUCCGCCGCCGUCCCCGAUUCGCCGCCGCCGUUGACCCGCGCAAAUGACCUCCGGCCCUCCGUCGCCCUCCGGCAAGGCCUACUCCCGCAAAUCUCACGGCCCCGGCCCCAAAUCCUCCAAGGCCCGCUCCUUCGACGCUCACAAUGGCCCGCUGAUCCCCACCGUCACCUUCUCGCUCCCCUCCACGCCGGCCACGCGACGAGAGCUGCGCCGCCGCCUCUCCGCGGAGCUCGCGCAGGUGCGCGCCGCCUACAAGCGCAUAAGCUCCCUCCCCGCCCCCGCCCCCUCCUCCGCGCUCUCCGCCACUGACCCCUCCACCCCGCUCCCACCGCACCCGUCCGUCUCCAAGCACAAGUCCAAGAAGGCCCCCCCCAACCCGUCCGGCUCCGCGGAGGCGCGGCGCAAGCUCUACGCCCCCGUCUUCAGGAGCUGCGCCGUGGUGCUUGCGAGGCUCAUGAAGCACAAGCACGGCUGGGUGUUCAACGUGCCGGUCGACGCCAGCGCGCUCGGCCUGCACGACUACCACACCAUCAUCACCAAGCCCAUGGACCUCGGCACCGUCAAGUCACGGCUGGCCGCCGGGCACUACAAGUCGCCGCGGGAGUUCGCAACCGAAGUCCGUCUCACUUUUCAGAACGCCAUGAGGUACAACCCCAAGGGGCAGGAUGUGUAUUUCAUGGCCGAGCAGCUUCUAAAUAUGUUCGAGGAGAAGUGGCCAGAGAUUGAAGCUGAGAUAGCACAGCUGUCACCGCAGCCACCUACACCAUCAUCCGCCCCACCCAAGAAGCAGAAGCAGAGGGAGAGGGAGAGGGAGAGGGAGAUGGAUAAUGCUAGAGCACUAGAGAGGUCUGACUCCACAGCGCAUGCUGCAGCAUUGGAGGCUCCCCCCAAGCCGCAAGCUGGUACCGCCAGACCCCCAGUUUUGAAGAAGCCAAAGGCAAGGGAUCCUAAUAAGAGGGAGAUGACGUUCUGGGAGAAGCAACGGCUUAGUAACGACCUCCAGGACUUGCCAGCCGAGAAGCUCGAUAAUGUUGUACAGAUCAUAAAGAAGAGGAACUCAUCACUCAAUCAACAUGACGAUGAGAUUGAGGUUGAUAUAGAUAGCUUUGAUGUCGAGACAUUAUGGGAGCUUGAUAGAUUUGUGACAAACUACAAGAAAAGUAUAACUAAGAAUAAGCGGAAGGCUGAGCUUUCCGUAGUAAGGCAGGAUGAGUCCGACCAUGAGCCGGAUUUGGAGAAGAUUGAGCAUGCCAGGCAUGACGAGGGAGAGCAGAAUCAGAUGCGCACAGUACAUAAUACGAUUCCAGAACCAGAAGCAGUUGAUGUAGUUGACGUGGUUGAUGUUGAACCACUUAUUGUUGAAGCUGAACCACAUAAGGAAAUUGCAGCAGAUGACAAUGGGAGAUAUGUGGGUUCAUCAUCACCUGCUCACUUGGAAGAUCAGAAAGGAGACAAUGUCGGUAGAUCAAGUAGUUCUGGAAGCUCUAGCAGUGAAUCAGGGUCUUCCUCCAGUGAUACGGAUUCUGAUAGUUCAUCAGCAGAUGGAUCUGAUGCUGCACAGUCACCCAAAUCGUAACAUCUAUAGGCCAGGUAGCUUCUCGACGCAUUCGACGUAGCGUUGGAGCAUGGAUUCCUCCCCCCUGCCCGCCUCUGGACAAAGUCAGCAUGAGGGGGCGAGUACAGCAAGAACGCUCACUGCUAUCUGCUUCACCAAGGAUCACAGUCGUUUUCUUGCAGAGCUGCGACUCAAGGCCCCUCAGUUGCGAACACGGAUGCCUGAUUUCAACCUGCAGUGGCUCCAUUGCAUCUGCACCUGUGGUGGGCCAGCGAUUUUGAUAGGGACUUCUUAACUCUGACGCUCCCUCAAUUGCGUUUGCGACGACUCAUUUUGGUGGGACUUUGGUGUUGGCAUCUGCGACUAGUUCCGAAGGAGGAGAAAAGUUCACCCGUGUGAUUAGCAGGAGGAAAUGCCGUCAGGAAAGAGGAAGGAUGGUGGCAUGGUGCAUGUCCCCAUGUGUCCAUUUUUGGUGGCCUGCGCCUGUUGGGGACCAAGCCAGGGUGGUAACCAAACAUGCUCCAGGCUCGCUCCUGGCAACGUUCCGGCAAGGCUAGUGUGGCCUAGCUAGGACACAAUCCCCAAACACCCAUUGAAAAGGUGGAUAUUUGGUGUGAAUCACUUGCCUUGAAUAGUGGUGUCAUGUGUCAAGUCCAUCACAUGAUUUUAAGUAUAAAUUGUAUUUAGAGAGUUACUCCCUCUGUUCCUUUAUAUAAAGUGUAUUUGUUUUUUGAUAAAAUUCCACAAUGUAAGGUGCAUUUCUUAUAAUUCCUUUCUUAGCCUUCCAGAAAAAAGGAAAGUAUCCCUCUCUCCUGAUUGCAUGUAUCUCGCCUUGUAGCAAAGAAUGAAAAGUAUAAUUCAUUUCCCAUGCGUUUUUUGCUGUAAUCUACUGA
This is a messenger RNA of Hordeum vulgare subsp. vulgare (domesticated barley), 2520 nucleotides long. Its product is annotated as transcription factor GTE5, chloroplastic-like. The transcript has 5 exons. Lineage: Eukaryota; Viridiplantae; Streptophyta; Magnoliopsida; Poales; Poaceae. The record is from RefSeq and is a predicted model, not a curated record. Gene Ontology annotation, molecular function: protein binding. Bases 116 to 1648 code for a protein of 510 amino acids.